AUGCCGGACAAACGCGCUCUGGACGCGCGCGAUGGGCCGGCCGCGCCCACCAAGCGGCUGGCCCAAUACAAUGACACCGACUCCGCACCAGACGCGAUACUAGGCUCGCUCAAGCACCCGCGCAUGACGGGCAUACCCGCAGGCACGUCGCCGUACACUGCGUCACCGCCAUUCCAGCAGCCGACGCCUCUGUGUUCGUUUUCGUUUGACGAGCAGCGCCGGCUGUGGCAGGACGACCGAUGCAAGCGCUUCUACCGCGGUCCUCCCGCCUAUACCAACCGACACCCGGUGCAGACACGCGCACCAGCCGUGUUCGGCGCCGACCUGAACUGCGCCAUGGAUCGGUAUGUGCAGCGCGACGAGUCGGUGCCGGAGCAUCUGGACGCGCUCGUAGCAGCACUGCAGCAUCGGACCGAGACAGCUUCGGCGGAAGUGCGCGACGAGGUGGACCAGGAACGACGACGCGCCGGUGUGGUGACCUGGCGCGGGAUCAUCACCAAGAUCUGUACGGCGUACGAGCAGAGUGCGUCGGCGCGCUUUGCGGAUCCGCUCGACCUGAACGCCAUGAUGGUCGACGGCACGCUGUAUCUGGAAGAGCACGUGUCUGCAUCGGCGCGUGCCGAGAAGCAGCGCAAAGAGGCCGACCCGACGAUGAAGCGUUUCGCAUACUACGGCUAUGCGUUCGAGAGCUACUGCACCGUCGACGACCCAGCCCAAGUCUCCCGCCCGCGUUCGAACGAUGGCGAACCGGAGGGGUGGUCUGGCGACGUGAACACCAACGUGCAGUGGUGUAGCGUGGUCAAGACCAAGCUCGGCUCGAACCGGCUCAUCAUUGGUGGCGAGGUGGAUGCCGUUCUUCCGAGCCACGGGAGGGAGGAGAUGGUGGAGCUCAAGACGUCGAUGCAGAUCACAUCCGCGCACCGCAACGCGGCCAAGGCGGCGGUGGAGCAGGAGCGGUUUGAAAAGAAGCUGCUCAAGUUCUUUCUGCAGAGCUAUCUGCUCGGCAUCGGCAAGAUCGUGGUGGGAUUUCGCGAUUUCCACGGCCUGCUUACGACGCAUCAGGAGUUUGAGACGCUGCGCAUUCCGCGUAUGGUUCGUGCAGGGCAGCCUGUGCCCGGCCAGUUCAACGCUGGAGGUCAGCCGGUGAUGCGCGAGCGAUCCGUGUGGGAAGCCAAGGAUACGCUCGGGUUUGGCGACCAGAUCCUCUCGUUCAUCCGCGACGUGGUUUCCAAGCACACUGCCUCCUCACCACCCGCCGACGACGUCAAGGGCAAGAUCGAGCACGCUGUGUUCCGAGUCACCUUCCAUGCGCCGUUUGAGCACGUCGAGAUCCGCGCGCUGAGCCAGUCGGAGGUGCACGACGAGGUGCAAGACAAGCGCCAGUCGGGCGACCGCGUCGGCUUCCUCCCACGCCGCUUCUACGAAUUUGUGCUUGCGCGUGCGCGUGCGCGUCACUCUGAAGAGGAGUAA
Molecule: messenger RNA, 1470 nt
Organism: Moesziomyces aphidis
Lineage: Eukaryota; Fungi; Basidiomycota; Ustilaginomycetes; Ustilaginales; Ustilaginaceae
Source: the annotation of a GenBank genome assembly